CUGAGCUCUCCAAGCUGAAGGUGGGUGACGUCAUACAGCUGCAGAGGCGCGGCUUCUUCCGCGUGGACGCCGCGCCGGCGCCGCCCUCCGCGCACACGCAGCGCGCCGCGCCGCUCGUGCUGAUGCACGUGCCCGACGGACACACCAAGAUGCCCGGACAGCCUAAACCAGUGCAAUCAAUGCAAGCCAAGCAGCCCGCCGCAAACGACUCUGCCAAGUUGAGUGAUGAGGUCGCCAAGCAGGGUGACCUGGUGAGGUCACUGAAGGCUGCCAAGGCUGAUAAGUCCAAGGUUGACGCGGCUGUCAAGACGCUGCUUGACCUUAAGGCCAAGUACAAAGCUGCUACUGGUCAGGACUGGAAGCCGGGCACCGCUCCUGCCGCGGCCCCUGCUGCAUCUGGUGACUCCUACAAGUUGAGUGACGAAGUUGCCAAACAGGGCGACCUUGUGCGUUCUCUCAAGGCCGCCAAGGCUGAUAAAGCCAAGGUUGAUGAGGCGGUCAAGACCCUGCUUGACCUUAAGGCCAAGUACAAAGCUGCAACUGGACAGGAAUGGAUGCCUGGCGCACCCGCUCAGCCCGCUCUUGCUGUUCCUGCACCCGCCCCGGCAGCAUCAGGCGACGCGGCCAAGUUAAGCGACGACGUUGCCAAACAGGGCGACCUUGUACGCUCUCUUAAAGCCGCCAAGGCUGACAAGGCCAAGGUUGAUGAGGCGGUUAAAACCCUGCUUGACCUUAAGGCCAAGUACAAGGCAGCUACUGGUCAGGAAUGGAAGCCAGGCGCGGCCCCAGCGCCAGCGGUCACACCAUCGAACGGUGCUACAUUGAGUGAUGACGUCACCAAGCAGGGUGACCUUGUGCGUACGCUGAAGGCCGCCAAGGCCGAGAAGGCCAAGGUUGACGAGGCUGUCAAGAAGUUGCUUGACCUUAAGGCCAAGUACAAGGCUGCUACUGGACAGGACUGGAAGCCCGGAGCAGCCCCCGCCCCAGUAAAGACCGAAGCCUCAGCCCAAGGGUCAGGGUCUGAAGUAGCCACCGUGCUGCAGCAGAUAUCCACGCAGGGAGACAAGAUACGCAAGCUCAAGGCAGAUAAAGCUGAGAAGACCGUCAUAGACACUGAGGUGAAAAACCUCCUGAACCUGAAGGAGCAGUACAAGUCCAUAACCGGCACCGCGUGGGCGCCUAACGCUGCCCCGCCUGCCGCAUCCCCCGCAUCCAAAACUGAGGAAAGUGCCACAAUGAAUGGGGAUGAGAAAGCCGCCGCACUCGCGGCUGAAGUCGGUAAACAGGGCGACCUUGUACGGGACCUCAAAACUAAGAAGGCUGAUAAGGCCGCUAUAGACGCAGAAGUGAAGAAACUUCUAGAACUAAAAGCCAAGUACCAGGCCGAGACGGGAAUGGCGUACGUCGCUCCCGCUGCGCCGCGCGAACCUAAGCCUAAAGACAAGAAGGAAAAUAAACCUAAGGAGAAGAAAGACAAGCCUAAAGAACAGUCACCAAAGCCCGCCAAGGAGGAAUCAGCGAGUGGCGUGAAAAAAGUGACUCGCUUAGGACUUGAGGCCAGCAAGGAUACAGACCUGUCCGAAUGGUACUCGCAGGUCAUCACCAAAUCGGAAAUGAUAGAGUACUACGACAUAUCUGGCUGCUACAUCUUCCGGCCGUGGUCGUACAGCAUCUGGGAGGUGAUACGCGAGUUCCUCUCCACCAACUUCAAGAGGCUCGGCGUCAAGGACUGCUAUUUCCCCAUCUUCGUCUCCAAGGCGGCCCUCGAGCGCGAGAAGACCCACAUAGCCGACUUCGCCCCAGAAGUCGCAUGGGUGACCCACUCGGGGUCAUCAGAACUGGCCGAGCACAUCGCUGUCCGUCCUACAUCGGAGACGGUCAUGUACCCAGCGUACGCCAAGUGGCUUCAGACUUACAGAGACUUGCCUAUCAAGCUUAACCAGUGGAACAAUGUUGUGCGUUGGGAGUUCAAGCAGCCGCAGCCGUUCCUGCGUACCCGCGAGUUCCUGUGGCAGGAGGGGCACACCGCGUACCGCACCGCUGAGGAGGCGGGCGAGGAAGUGCUUCAAAUACUCGAUCUGUACGCGCGCGUGUACGAGGAGUAUCUCGCCAUCCCUGUCAUCAAGGGGCGGAAGACAGAGAAGGAGAAGUUCGCGGGUGGAGACUACACCACCACGGUAGAGGCUUAUGUGCCGGCUAGCGGCCGUGGAAUUCAGGGCGCGACAAGUCACCACCUGGGCCAGAACUUCUCAAAAAUGUUCGAGAUCGUAUAUGACGACCCGGACACACAGGAGAAGAAAUACGUGUUCCAGAACUCGUGGGGUCUCACCACCAGGACUAUUGGUGUAAUGAUCCUGGUCCACGGCGACGACCGCGGUCUAGUGCUGCCUCCCCGCGUAGCCGACAUCCAAGUAAUCGUGGUGCCUUGUGGCAUCACAGCCAGCACCAGCAACGAGGAUCGUCAGAGGCUGAUGGACGAGUGCAGCAAACUGGUUGUAGAGCUGGUGGCCGCCGGCAUCAAGUCUGAGGGCGAUUUCAGGGAUAACUAUUCGCCUGGAUGGAAGUUCAACCAUUGGGAGCUGAAGGGUGUUCCAGUCCGCGUGGAGCUAGGGCCCAAAGACCUGGCCAAGGGCGAGCUGGUAGCGGUCCGAAGACUCACGGGAGAGAAACUCACGUUCAAACGGGCCACGGCUCCUAAGGAGCUGACGGAUCUGCUUGAGAGGACGCACCAUGAGAUGUUGGCCAAGGCGACUAAAGAGCGCGAUGAGCGGCUAUCGUCGGUGACCAAGUGGGAAGACUUCACGGCGGCGCUCGAGAGAAAGCAUAUCCUGCUGGCGCCCUUCUGCGGGGAAAUACCGUGCGAGGACAACAUCAAGAACGACAGCGCUAGGACGGAUGACGACUCAACAACGGACGUGAAGGCCCCCGCCAUGGGCGCCAAGUCCCUGUGUAUCCCGUUCGAGCAGCCGCGCGCGCUGACCGCCGCCGACCGCUGCAUACACCCGGCGUGCAACAACAAGCCGAAGAUGAUCACACUCUUCGGACGUAGCUACUAACCUAUUAAAAGCCUAAAACCUAUUAAGUUCAAGUUUUAUAUUCAGUAAAUAAAUUAUUGACAAUAUUA
Messenger RNA from Cydia amplana, 3124 nucleotides. Its product is annotated as bifunctional glutamate/proline--tRNA ligase. The coding region runs from base 123 to 3056 and encodes 977 amino acids. The transcript is spliced from 20 exons. The record is from RefSeq and is a predicted model, not a curated record. Gene Ontology annotation, molecular function: proline-tRNA ligase activity; ATP binding. Gene Ontology annotation, cellular component: aminoacyl-tRNA synthetase multienzyme complex; cytoplasm. Lineage: Eukaryota; Metazoa; Arthropoda; Insecta; Lepidoptera; Tortricidae. Gene Ontology annotation, biological process: prolyl-tRNA aminoacylation.